UGCGGAACUGCCUCCAUUUUGACCAGCCAUUUCAGGGUUUCAGAAUUGGAGCUGAUUGUUUAUGCGGACGAGAGCGGCGAUUUUCGAACGAUUGCGGUCUCCAAACUCUUGAUAUUGUCCGCAAGCUAAAGGAAAAGGCCACACGGAGUAAUAUCUAUGUAGAGCGUGCUCAGAGCCGAUGCAAAUGCCUAGUGCUUUAGUUCAAAGCGAAGGAAUGGAUACAUUCACGGGGAGAAAUUCUCCGUUGACGAAGCUUAUGACAGGGGAGUUUUGCACAACGUUAUACGACUACGAUGCAGUAGACGACGAUGAACUAACCUUCAAAGUGAGCGAUCGCAUUGAAAUUUUAUCUCGAGAUCCCGAAGUAAGCGGAGACGACGGAUGGUGGGUCGGUCGUGUUGAGGGGCAAUCACGAAUCGGCUUGUUUCCUUCCAACUACAUUACGACUGAUACGAAAAGGACCAGUUUGACCGAACCUCUCGAAAUCAAUUUCAACGAGCUCGACCUGGUAGAUGUGAUCGGCGUCGGUGCAUUUGGAAAAGUUUAUUGUGCUCGAUGGAGAGAGGAGGAAGUUGCUGUAAAAGUCGCUCGCACUGAGACCUACCAGGACUACAGCGAGAUUGUGGACGCCGUCACCAAAGAAGCCAAGUUAUUUUCCAUUUUUCGGCAUCGUAAUAUUGUUGGUUUAUACGGUGUUUGUUUGAAAGAACCGAACUUUUGUCUGGUUCUAGAAUAUGCCCGAGGUGGUGCUCUCUCUCGCGUUUUAAACACUCACGGUAGAACUAUUCCUCCGAAUGUUUUGCUAGACUGGGCCUUGCAGAUAGCUCGUGGUAUGUAUUACCUUCAUAAUGAAGCUCCGCUGAGUAUCAUUCACAGGGAUCUCAAGUCUGGAAACAUUUUACUCUUAAAUAAAAUUGAGGAUGGAAAUUUUGAGAAUGUACUGAAAAUAACUGACUUUGGGUUGGCUCGAGAAAUAAUGAACACAACACGAAUGAGUGCUGCAGGAACUUAUGCAUGGAUGGCUCCAGAGGUGAUUAGAACCAACACUUUCUCGAAAGCAAGUGAUGUUUGGAGUUUUGGUGUAGUUUUGUGGGAGCUUCUGACAGGACAAGUUCCCUACAGAGACGUGGAAGCACUUGCUGUUGCUUAUGGUGUUGCAAUGAACAGUUUAACUUUACCAAUACCCAGCACUUGUCCUGAUGUUUUGAAAGAAUUAAUGAAAGAAUGCUGGAAUCAAGAUCCCCAUAAACGACCUUCAUUUCAGGGAAUUCUAGAAGAUCUGGAAGAAAUUUCAGAUUCUUCCUUUGUGCAAGAUGAUCCUGACUCAUUCCGCACACUACAGGAUGGCUGGCAGACAGAGAUUGAUCAGAUAUUUGAUGAAUUAAGGAAGAAAGAAAAGGAACUUUCCUCCAGAGAGGAUGAACUGCGGCAAAUACAGAUGGCACAAGAGGUACAUGCUGAGAGUUUGAAAAAGAGAGAAGAAGAACUUGCGCAAAGAGAGAUGAUGCUUCUUGGAAAAGAGAUUAACAUGCUAAUACAGCAACAGAAGCAACUCAAACCAUCUCCAAAGAAGAGGAAAGGUCACUUCUUUAAACUGAGGUUUGGAAGUGGAAGAAAAAUUAGUGCACCAACAGGGUUCCAGCAUAGGUUUACCAUCACGUCUGAUAUCUUUGACUCAAACCCAGCAUUAACAGAAGGCAUCAACACCACAGGGCCACCAUCCCCUGCAGUACAUCAGAGAUUCAGACUGCUGUCCUUUGAUGAUCCUGGCGAGGUCCCCGUCAGUCCCCCGGACAAAAACAAAAAGAUCCGCACGUGGGGACCCAGCUCAGUACAUCAGCGAGACCGAGACAAGAGCAGGCGUGUAAAAGCCAGGGAUAGCUUUAUGACAGAAAGGUGUAACUCAGUUCCUAACUUGGGAUCAGUGAUAAACCAAAAUAUUGGUGUCAACGGUAAGUACGUAACAGCAGAUAACAGCCCUAUGUCCACUCUCAAAUCUUCACAGAAAACCAAAUCUAAGCAUCGUUGCGAGGUAGCUGUUUGCUGUGUUGGUAUAAUGGCGUCCGCAGUAGCUUUAGGAACUGAUUUAAGACAGGGUGCGAAAGAUCUUCGUCCCGAAUUGCUAAGAUUAAAUUCGAAAUCGGACAAGCACAAGUCACCGAAUUCCCGGCGACGGCACGAAGUCGGAAAUUCCAAUCGUCGAUCGUGGUUUGGUUCAACCUCGACCGAAGACACCUCGGUUAAUUCAAACUCGAGCACGCCCGUUUCUAGUCCACAGAAUGUGGAGUUCACUGCACCAGUCGACAUGAUGCGAGGUCAAAACAAAAGGCCUCUGUCCACUCCUGUUCUACUAAAGGCGACUUUUUUUAGCGAUAGUCAACCUCCCUUAACUUACACAGAGCCGAACUCUCUCCGAGGUCGGUCUUCUUCAACUUCGUUCUCAGUCACGGUGUGUCCCGAACAGGGCGACAAAGAACUUAUCGACUUAGCGACGGAAAGACGAGACCGAAGGUCCAAGUCGAUGGAUUCGAGUGAACUCAACAGAAUUAACAUUUCGAAUGAUAGUAUUUCCAGUUUUGCGGAUGACUCUUCGACCAAUACAGUGGUGAACUGCAAACGAUAUUCACAGGAGCUGCAAGACAUUUUUAAAAUUCCUCCCCCUCCCUUCUCUCCCAGGGGAGCAAGUUCACCUCGCCUGGAUUGCAACUCCACGGACUUUACCCCUAACGCGAAGUUUUGUUUCCCAACUGGGGAGGCUGUGGGCGCCGCUAGGCCUCGCCCCAGGCCGUGGCAGGACAGUCUAAGUCCAUCACCUUCGUCUUCGGAUCAAAGUCCGACGAGCGAACAAGACAAGUUGACGCUAUUGGACAUGCAUAUGGAGGGGGAGUCACAUGACACGACCCAGCCCCUACUGAAGUCGGAAACGGUGAUCAGGGUGCCAACUUCUGAAGAACUCUUUAAGGAGUUUGGCCAGAGAUAAUGUGUAAAACGUAGUUUUAUUGUAGGUAACAGAAACUCCCUCUAAUGUUGCAUUA
Messenger RNA from Pocillopora damicornis (cauliflower coral), 3035 nucleotides. Its product is annotated as mitogen-activated protein kinase kinase kinase 10. The record is from RefSeq and is a predicted model, not a curated record. Gene Ontology annotation, biological process: protein phosphorylation. NCBI's taxonomy places the organism in Eukaryota, Metazoa, Cnidaria, Anthozoa, Scleractinia, Pocilloporidae. Gene Ontology annotation, molecular function: protein binding; ATP binding; JUN kinase kinase kinase activity.